CAGAAUUUUUACCUACUUUUUAACUUCAUCUGUCAUCAUGUGAGCAGGUAAGCUAACGUCUCCUAACAUGAUCAGCUACAGCAGACUUCUGUGUUUUCUCACUAUCUGAGGCGUGUGGAGCUUUCGUUGUUUUGCUACUUUGCAUCUUGUUUUGAAUAAAUAUUGAAUAAAUAAAACGUAAUACUCUGAAACAAUGAUGUCAUGAGGUAGAAAUGCCCAGUGGGAAAAGGGGGCAUUUCGGAAGGCAUUCAACAGUGCUCCAUCAGCGAGGCACUCACUGUAAGUGGAAGUGAGUACAGAGCGGUUCAGUACCUCUGUCCUGGCUGGAAAGCGAAGUUCCUCUGGACUUUUUCUAUUCUUGGCGAUGUGGGGAAAUUCGUCCGCGAAAUGUCAGAUCAUCACUCACUUAAAAGGGCGCUCACAAGCGCAAGCCUCGCCAUUUAUCGGGGACACCAGUGCCAAGAUGAAGUUAUUUAUUUUCAGCAUCGUCUGUGUGCUUCUACAAGUCACUCGCCAAAAUCCCAUCAGCCACUGGCCUCUGCUACCUCACAUUUUGGUUGUGGAGGUGGACGGCACUAAGGGCCAGCUGCCCCUGAGCUGUCUGGAGACACCAGAGGAGCUUACGAGGAGAGACAGCAAGAGUCAGGAUAUUUUAUGGAUGAAGAACGGAGAGGAGACAGCUCAGAGAGGAAACUCGUACGUGGUGGAGCUGGAGGAGAGCUUAGGAGGGGCCAACUACACCUGCCACAGCGAGGACAGAUCACUCCUCAAUCACACCGUGGUUCUGAUCAAAGAGGACGACACUAAGAGGGGGAAGAUUCUUGUGAAGGCUGACCAAGAAGACUAUUUGAAGUGCUCGGCUCAAAAUUACGAGGGAGCGUUCCACUGCACUUGGACCUGGCACCGCCAUCGCGUUGGCAAAGUAGCAUUCAUCAAAGCUCGACGGUUUUCUGACGACAUUGACACUGAGUGUUCUGUAGACACCAGCGGUCGGAAUUGGGCAUGCUCCUCAGGUCAGAGCAAUUUUUUCUGUACGGUGGACGACAGCGGUAACAGGAUCUUGUGCACGGACAUGCAGCACUGCCCCUACGCUGAGGAGAGCGAGCCGAUCCUCAUCACUGUCUAUGUGAAGACGGAGCACUUCCUGGUGGAGAACUACUCCAAACAAUUUUUCCUGUCAGAUAUAGUGAAACCUGACAAGGUGAAGAUCAGUAAAGUCAACACUACAAUGAUAGAGUGGACUUACCCAAGCUCCUGGAGCAGUCCCUUCUCCUACUUCCCUCUCACUUUCCAGAUUGCUCUGUUCAAUCGGCCGUGUAAAAGCUGCGAUAACCCAUGCACUGACUCGAAGGCCACAAAGACCUUGACAGUCGACUUUGCAAACAUUUGUCAGUUUGAAGUCAAGCGCAAGACUAAGGCCGUCUGUGUCCGAGCUAAGGACGCUUUCUGCAACUCACCAUGGAGCGAGUGGACCCACUUUGGAUUGGAGAAGGACAAGAAGAGCAAACAUCAGCGAAACAGAAAAAGAGCGUGAGAGAAGAGAGAGUCACAAACCUGGACAUUGGAAAUAACGUUAUAUUUAUUUAUAUGGUUUUAUAUAUAUAUUUCUAUUUAUCGUGGCUUAUGUCAUGGUGUGUAAUAUGUAUCUAAUCUUAAUGAUAAGUCCAAUGAAAUUCAACAGUCUUUUUGUUUCAUGUGUAAUGCAGAACACCAUGACAUUUGAUCUUCAUUUCUUUCACAACAACCAUUGUGACCAUUGAAUCAUUGAGCAGGAACUUUGUCAAAGUCUGUCUUGUAGUCUUGGGAAUUGGGAGUCUGUGGGAAUUUUGAAAAAUAUUUUCAUGUUACCUUCAACACAGCCUGUGAUACACACUCCUAACACCUCACCUCUUACCUUAGAGAACAGAAACCUUAAUGAUUGGUCCUAUUUGACCAGUAAACAGUAGGUUGAAAUGUCAUCAGCUGCUCUGAGUGUUUUUGGCUUUUCCCCCCGACCUAAAGGUGAGAGCGUGGCAUUUUGGUGGAAACCCUCUUGCUCACACUGGAACAAAUCACAGGACUGUUGUCAAGCUUUAUGUCUGCUCUGUGGAUGAAGACAUGUGGUAUUUCCUCCGUUACGCACCAAGAAACACAUGUUAUUUUUGUGUUGUGUUCUUCUCACAUCUCUUUAUUUUUCUCUUUGUCCUUCUCCUGGGUGUAACUGUGUAUUCCUCUGCAAAUAAGGGUUGUGAACAACUGCAAUUUUCUAUGAAAUCAUCUGAAAAAAGAAAAACUGUGUUUUCUGUUCAAUUACAGCCUAUAUGCUUUAGUAAAGGAGGUAAAUAAAGUAGGCAGUACAGUAAUAUUAAUCUCACUGCCAGGCAUCGACCUCUAAACCACAAAAGUGGUUGCUCUGGUUAUUAUUACUGAACGGGACCCGUCACUACUGACAUCCCAAAUACGGGUGACUUUCCCUCUGACAGGAGAGGAAGUGUCUUGAGUUACUCAGCCUCAUGAGAAAAACUGUGAUUAACCGCAGUCCAGCAACAGCAUGAUGGUGUUUAAAUCCAGUUAUUGUGACCAGUGCAUCACAGUGAGGAGGACAGGGUUCGUCUACGGCGGUCUUACGCAGCGCUUGUGAAGAAAUGUCAGUUUGUGUACCCCCCUCACAGGUUGUGGCCUUAAAGUAUUACAGUAUCUCAGCUUUUGCAAGUGAAAGGGAAAAUGCUGUGGUAAAUCUAGCUGAAUGUGACAUAAUGUAACAGCAAUAUUGUUUUUACUGUAAAUCCCAUCAUUAUCAACUUGUGAUCCUUCACUUUCGCAUAAGAGAAUAUAAAAAAGUACACAUUUUUGGUACUUUUCCUUUUUGUUUUCAUUCUAUCCUACUUUAAACUUAUACUCCAUUACAUUUCAAAGGAAAAUAUUGUACCUUAUUGUCGUUCACUUAGUAGUUUCUUCUCUGAUUAAUGAAGUGAAAUAUAUAAUCAGUUUAUAAGAUACGCGUCAUAGAUUAGACUACCAAACAGCAUAAGAUGCUAAAACUAGCUUUACUCUCAGGGCAUUUAAAUGCUGCUUAUAUCUACACUUCAAUAAACCAUAACAAUAUCACAAUGAUAUAAACUGUAUGUUAUUCGGCCAAUUUUUCUUAAUGAGUACAUUUUAAUGCCAUUAAUUUUGUACUUUUAAUAGAGUAAGAUUUGAAUGCAGGCCUUUUAAUUUGCAUAUUCUUUUCAUGCAAAUACUGACACUGUGGGAUGGCUGCUGGCCGGACCUACAAACCCAAAGACUCAGUUAUCGAGACUCAAAAAUUCAAAUUUGUUACAAAUUGGACCUUUAAAGAAGUCAACUCAGUUCUCCUUCCAUUAGGGUCCCAGUCCCCAUGUUGGUGAUUGACUGAGUGCACACAGUUAAUGUGGAUUUAGUGUCUGAACUAACAAAAUACCACAAAUGAUGACAGUGCUUUAUCAAACAGCAUUCUGUAUUCUUUCCAAAACAUAUGCAUUUACAGAAGGUUGUGUCAUUCAGUGUAUAGAGGAAAUGUACCAGGCACAAAUAUGGAGCGUCAAAUUUAACCUUUGAGAAAAGGUCAUGGCUUUAUACACAGCUAAUCAGUGAAAACAAAUAAGUGAGUAAGUAUUUUUUCAUGUGAACUAAUCAACCUUCAGAGAAAGAAAAUAAGAUGCAAAAAACUUAAAAUGCUAGUUGUGAGUGAAGUGGAUACACAGAUUAAUUUGCAAGUGAAAUUCCACAUCACAUGUAAGAAAAACCCAAACAAACACCUACACAAUAGUAAGUCAUUCCUUUCAGUAAUGGUCUGAAACUUGUCUGGUCAGGAGUUUGUAAUGUGCCUUGACUUCCCUCUCAUGAAAAGCAGAAGAGUUAAAGAGAUAGAAGCACUUUCAGGGGCCAACACGCCAUAUAUAUUAAACCUGACUCACCUGACCUUUGAUUAUUUGGAGUUUAUGUUACAUUGGGCACUUGGCGUAGUUUUUGGGAAAUGUUGCUCCUUUUGUCUUUGCAUUUCCCCACCAUUUGAAAAGUCAAAGGUAAGAACAAUGAGAUUGACUGUAACUAGAGGGAUGCGUGCUGUGUGGCACCGCUCACAGUGACAUUUCUCAGUGAAGGUUAAUUCGGCUACAUGUUGGCUUCUAAUAUUAAACAAUUAAAACAUGUAUUGAUGGGUUCAAAGCAGGGCUAAUCAUGUUGUUAUCAUAGAUUGAUUUGUCAGUUUUUUGCUUAAUAAAAUCGAUUAAACAUCUUGACCAAAGUGUGUCAGAAAAUUGUUUUGAGAAAUGCCCGGUCCAGUCCCAAAAAAGAUGAGAAGCCGUUGUGUAGAUAAACUGGGGAAACUGAGAUACAGUGGACAGUGAUUGAGAUGGUUCAUUGUACAUUAUGAGUAAUGGUGAGUCAGACUUCACCCUGUCACCAGUCUCACUAUUAUGAUGUAUGGAAUGCCACAUAUGGCAUAGUUUCACUGGAACCAGCAACAGUAUGUCUGGGGUGAAUAGAGGUCAAAGGGUACAAGUGAAAUCAGAGUGUUUUGACUGUUUUUACGCAGCCAUCCAUGCACUGCACGUUCAGCACGACCACAACGUGUCAUUAUAAAUGUAAACAUAAAUUAUUGAGUCUAGGCUUCAUUGGUUUGAAUUUUUACAGUUUGUUUAGUCUAACCCUAACCCUAACAAACCAAAACAAUGAGGGAUUUUCAGUAGUCACAGUCAAGUCACAGGCCUCUCAGAACACUUAAACCCAGUAUAUCUAUUUUUAAAAAAGCAUGGAAUACAUGAGUCGACUGUGACACAUCUUUUUCCAACAGUAAACCCCUUCCGUAAAUCUGAUCUGUCUCAGCAGAAG
Messenger RNA from Acanthopagrus latus (yellowfin seabream), 4833 nucleotides. RefSeq names its product interleukin 12Ba (gene il12ba). NCBI's taxonomy places the organism in Eukaryota, Metazoa, Chordata, Actinopteri, Spariformes, Sparidae. Bases 365 to 1534 code for a protein of 389 amino acids. The transcript is spliced from 9 exons. The record is from RefSeq and is a predicted model, not a curated record. Gene Ontology annotation, molecular function: protein binding.